Hirsutella rhossiliensis is the source of this 576-nucleotide messenger RNA. RefSeq names its product CS domain-containing protein. Bases 1 to 576 code for a protein of 191 amino acids. Gene Ontology annotation, biological process: protein folding. Gene Ontology annotation, cellular component: cytoplasm. Lineage: Eukaryota; Fungi; Ascomycota; Sordariomycetes; Hypocreales; Ophiocordycipitaceae. The transcript has 3 exons. The record is from RefSeq and is a predicted model, not a curated record.
AUGGCCGACAGCAACGUCAAAGAGCCGACGCCCGCCGAAGAGGCUGCCGCCCGCGCCAAGGAGGCCGGGGAGCAGGCCGCGCUGCCCUACAAAUGGAGUCAGACCAUCGGCGACCUCGACCUCUCCUUUACCGUCCCCGGAAACCUCAAGUCGCGCGAUCUCGUCGUCGACCUCAAGAAGCAGAGCAUCGCGGCGGGCGUCAAGGGCCAGGACCCGGUCAUCAAGGGCGACCUCCCCCACACCAUCCACGUCGACGAAUCCACAUGGACCCUCUCCACCAACACCGACGGCACCAAGACGGUCGAGAUUCACCUGGACAAGAUCAACAAGAUGGAGUGGUGGGCCCACGUUGUCACCAGCGCCCCCAGCAUCGACGUUUCCAAGAUCCAGCCCGAGUCGUCCAAACUUUCCGACCUCGACGGCGAGACCAGGGGCAUGGUCGAGAAGAUGAUGUACGACCAGCGCCAGAAGGAGGCCGGCCAGCCCACCUCGGACGAGCAGAAGAAGAUGGAUAUUCUCAAAAAGUUCCAGGAGCAGCACCCGGAAAUGGACUUUAGCAAGGCAAAGGUCAGCUGA